This is a messenger RNA of Echinops telfairi (small Madagascar hedgehog), 2941 nucleotides long. It is a transcript of the gene PIK3C3, whose product is annotated as phosphatidylinositol 3-kinase catalytic subunit type 3. The coding region runs from base 50 to 2632 and encodes 860 amino acids. Lineage: Eukaryota; Metazoa; Chordata; Mammalia; Afrosoricida; Tenrecidae. The transcript is spliced from 25 exons. Gene Ontology annotation, molecular function: 1-phosphatidylinositol-3-kinase activity. Gene Ontology annotation, cellular component: endosome; peroxisome; phosphatidylinositol 3-kinase complex, class III, type II. Gene Ontology annotation, biological process: phosphatidylinositol-mediated signaling; endocytosis; phosphatidylinositol-3-phosphate biosynthetic process. The record is from RefSeq and is a predicted model, not a curated record.
UCCCGCGCUGGUGUCAGUUCCCCGUGCUGGUACUCCUGCUGAAGUUGUCAUGGGGGAAUCCGAGAAGUUCCAUUACAUCUACAGUUGUGACCUGGACAUUAACGUGCAGCUCAAGAUAGGAAGCUUGGAAGGGAAGCGAGAACAAAAAAGCUACAAAGCUGUCCUCGAAGACCCGAUGCUGAAGUUUUCAGGACUAUACCAAGAGACGUGUUCCGACCUCUAUGUUACUUGUCAGGUUUUCACAGAAGGAAAGCCUCUGGCCUUGCCAGUGAGAACAUCCUACAAGGCCUUUAGUACACGAUGGAACUGGAAUGAAUGGUUAAAAUUACCGGUGAAGUACCCCGACCUGCCCAGGAGCGCCCAGGUGGCUUUGACCAUAUGGGAUGUCUAUGGACCAGGAAAAGCCGUGCCUGUGGGAGGGACCACCGUGUCACUCUUUGGAAAAUAUGGCAUGUUCCGCCAGGGGAUGCAUGACUUGAAAGUCUGGCCUAAUGUAGAAGCAGAUGGAUCAGAACCCACAAAAACUCCUGGCAGGACAAGCAGCACUCUCUCAGAAGACCAGAUGAGCCGUCUUGCCAAGCUCACUAAGGCUCAUCGACAAGGACACAUGGUGAAAGUCGAUUGGCUGGACAGGUUGACGUUCAGAGAAAUAGAAAUGAUAAACGAAAGUGAAAAACGGAGUUCUAAUUUCAUGUACUUGAUGGUUGAGUUUCAGUGUGUCAAGAGUGAAGAUAAGGAAUACGGCAUUGUAUAUUAUGAAAAGGACGGUGAUGAGUCAUCUCCAAUUUUAACAAGCUUUGAGAUAGUGAAAGUUCCUGAUCCUCAGAUGUCUAUGGAAAAUUUGGUUGAGAGCAAGCAUCACAAGCUUGCCCGGAGUUUAAGAAGCGGACCAUCUGACCACGAUCUCAAACCUAAUGCUGCCACGAGAGAUCAGCUAAAUAUUAUUGUGAGUUAUCCCCCUACCAAACAACUUACAUAUGAAGAACAAGAUCUUGUUUGGAAGUUCAGAUAUUAUCUUACUAAUCAAGAAAAAGCUCUGACGAAAUUCUUGAAAUGCGUUAACUGGGAUCUACCCCAGGAGGCCAAGCAGGCGCUGGAACUUCUAGGGAAGUGGAAGCCAAUGGACGUAGAGGACUCUUUGGAGCUGUUAUCUUCUCAUUACACCAAUACCACAGUGAGGCGGUAUGCUGUUGCCCGGUUGCGACAGGCAGAUGAUGAGGACUUGUUGAUGUACUUACUGCAGCUGGUCCAGGCCCUAAAAUACGAAAAUUUUGGUGACAUAAAGAAUGGAUUAGAACCUACCAAGAAAGAUAGUCAGGGUUCCACAUCAGAGAGGGUGUCAAGUUCUGGAAUAAAUUCUGCAGAAGUAGAAAGCUCCCAAAUUAUAACCAGCCCUCUUCCUCCAGUGUCUUCUCCUCCUCCUGCAUCUAAAACAAAAGAAGGUUCAGAUGGUGAAAAUCUGGAGCAAGAUCUCUGUACCUUCCUGAUAUCGAGAGCCUGCAAAAAUUCAACACUGGCCAAUUAUUUAUACUGGUAUGUGAUAGUGGAAUGUGAAGAUCAAGACACUCAACAGAGAGAUCCAAAGACCCAUGAGAUGUACUUGAACGUAAUGAGAAGAUUCAGUCAAGCAUUGCUGAAGGGUGAUAAGUCUGUCAGAGUUAUGCGUUCUCUGCUGGCCGCACAGCAGACGUUUGUAGAUCGGCUGGUGCAUCUCAUGAAGGCAGUGCAGCGUGAAAGUGGAAAUCGGAAGAAAAAGAAUGAGAGACUACAGGCCCUGCUGGGAGACAAUGAAAAGAUGAAUUUGUCCGAUGUAGAACUUAUCCCAUUGCCUUUAGAACCACAGGUGAAAAUUAGAGGAAUUAUUCCAGAAACAGCUACUUUAUUUAAGAGUGCCCUUAUGCCUGCACAGUUAUUCUUUAAGACAGAAGAUGGAGGCAAGUAUCCUGUUAUAUUUAAGCAUGGAGAUGAUUUACGCCAGGAUCAACUUAUUCUUCAAAUCAUUUCACUCAUGGACAAGCUCUUAAGGAAAGAAAACCUGGAUUUGAAGUUGACUCCCUAUAAAGUCUUAGCUACUAGCACAAAGCAUGGCUUCAUGCAGUUCAUCCAGUCAGUUCCUGUUGCUGAAGUUCUUGAUACAGAAGGAAGCAUUCAGAACUUUUUUCGGAAAUACGCCCCUAGUGAGACUGGACCCUAUGGGAUAAGUGCUGAGGUCAUGGACACCUACGUCAAAAGCUGUGCUGGCUAUUGUGUGAUUACAUACAUACUUGGAGUUGGAGACAGGCACUUGGAUAAUCUCUUGCUGACAAAAACAGGCAAGCUCUUCCACAUAGACUUUGGAUAUAUUUUGGGUCGGGAUCCGAAGCCUCUUCCGCCUCCAAUGAAGCUGAAUAAAGAAAUGGUGGAGGGCAUGGGGGGCACGCAGAGUGAGCAGUACCAGGAGUUCCGUAAACAGUGCUACACGGCCUUUCUCCAUCUUCGAAGAAAAACUGUGGUGCAGGAUAAGUUCCGUCUAGACCUGUCUGACGAAGAGGCGGUGCACUACAUGCAGAGCCUCAUUGAUGAAAGUGUCCACGCCCUGUUCGCCGCAGUGGUCGAACAGAUUCACAAGUUUGCCCAGUACUGGAGAAAGUGAAGCCGGGCUGCAGACAGCAGCCUAUGUUACAUAGGGAAGACUUCGGAAUAACAAGUAAAAUGAAGAAAACUUACCCUGAAGAUGCUGUAUUUCCAACGUGCUAUAUGUUGCUUGAAAUGUUUGCUGGACUGCUAUUUUUAAGAAAUGUUGAAGACAUGGUUUUGAAGAAUUUCUCUUGAAAUAUAUAUUUGUUUUUAAAUGUACAUUGUUAAUAAUCUAUGAAGUGAAACAAUUAUUCCAGGAUCAUGUACAUAUUAUGAGAGUUCUGGAAGAGUUUAUUUGAAACAGUAAAGCAGUUUAAUCAUUUGA